AUGGCUCCGCAGAACUACAAAGAAGUCUCGGCAAUCGCACGUAAACGACGAGAAGCCAGUAUUGCUGCCUUCUUCCAACCCCCCAAAGUCGAAGAGGCUUCCCUGCCUAACAAUCUCACCGAGUAUGCCCUCAACUCUGGCUACUAUACUAGCGAGGAACGCGCCAUCAUUGAGACUGAGGCCGAGGACAUCCUCAAGAAUAUCGCCAGCAAAAAAUGGACCUCCCACGAGGUGACCAAAGCUUUCUGCAAGGCUUCUGCUUACGCGCAGGAACUCACCAAUUGCGUGACCGAAGUGUUAUAUCCUGAAGCCUUCGAGCGAGCCAAGUAUCUCGACGAAUAUCUAGCCAAGAACGGGAAGACCAUUGGCCCUUUACAUGGCUUGCCCAUUUCUCUCAAGGAUUCGUUCAUCGUCCCUCCUCAUCCAGCCUCCAUAGGCAUGGCUGCCUAUGCCAAUCUUAGUACCGAUAAGGAGACCUUAAUCGUAACCGUAUUGCGGGAUCUAGGUGCCGUCUUCUAUGUGAAGACGAAUAUUCCCGUGGCCAUGAUGAUGGCAGAGAGCACCAACAAUGUCUGGGGUGAGACAAGGAACGCGUUGCACAAAGGGCUUACCCCGGGCGGCUCGUCUGGAGGUGAAGGUGCCUUGAUUGCAUUCAAAGCAUCUCCACUGGGUAUUGGUACUGAUAUUGGCGGAUCCAUAAGAAUCCCGGCAGCAUUCUCCCACAUAUACGGCCUUAAACCAUCGUUCGGUCGAUAUCCUGUAUGGGGCGGCAAAUCUGGAAUACCAGGCCAAGAGUUUAUCCUCGCAGUCAAUGGACCCAUGUCGAGAUCUUUGAAAAGCCUUCAACUAUAUUCAGAAGCCUUGCUUUCCGAACAGGUUGCGCCCUGGAAUCUCGACCAUAAGUGCUUACCCAUCCCCUGGAGAAAGAAUGUUUUACCAACAGGUCACAAACUUCGACUUGGUCUGAUUGGCAAUAACGAUGGACUAGUCCAUUGUCAUCCACCAGUGGAGCGAGCCCUCAAUAUCACAAAGCAGAAGCUUGAAGCUGCAGGCCACACUGUUAUUCCAUGGGCACCAAAGGGCCAUGACGUUCUGACAAAGAACCUCGUGGCUUCUUUCUUUGACUUGGGCGGAUCGGCUAUCGUUGAUUUACUCAAACCGUACGAGGAACCUAUCUUUCCCUCAAUGAAAGGAUAUGAGGUAGCAGCCGAGGCAGGAGAGAUUGGCGUGACGAAGAUGCGCCAAAUGGUGAUUAAACGCAACGAGCUGCAGAAGGCUUACCUGGACUACUGGAUGAGUGGUGCAGCGGACGGGAAGGGCCCGAUCGACGGCAUUGUGAUGGCUGUUGCGCCACAUGCUGCCCCAAGGCUCGGUGGCACGCAGCCUGACCUUUACAUCGGGUAUACGGGUGUUUGGAAUAUCCUUGUUUCAGAUUUCGCAUCUUGCACUUUUCCUGUCACGUUCGCGGACAAACGCCUCGACAAGCCAAGGGAUAUGAAAGAGUUCAAGCAGCUCAGCGAUAUAGAUGGGAGGAUUCAAGCUGAUUACGACCCGGAUUUCUACCACGGCGCUCCGGUUGCCCUGCAAUGCGUAGGUAAGAGGCUGGAAGAAGAGAAAGUGCUCGAAAUGACGGAAGCCAUCUCUCAAGCACUCAAGCAGUAG
Messenger RNA from Cyphellophora europaea CBS 101466, 1662 nucleotides. RefSeq lists its product as uncharacterized. Bases 1 to 1662 code for a protein of 553 amino acids. The record is from RefSeq and is a predicted model, not a curated record. The transcript has 4 exons. NCBI's taxonomy places the organism in Eukaryota, Fungi, Ascomycota, Eurotiomycetes, Chaetothyriales, Cyphellophoraceae.